AUUUCGGGUGUUUUAACAAUUGCAGGUGGUUUAUUUGUGUGGUGCUAACGUUACUUACUUCAGAGGCAGCUAAAGAUCCCGUGAUUGUAAAGAAUACGCGCCAGUUUGCACGCGUCUCGUUUUCAUUAGUUAGGUACUUCUGAGGGACUGUGAACUAAAGUGCUGUGAUAAUGUCAUUGUGACUCAGUGUAUGCAGUGAGACUCUUGGUGCCUUCUGCCAUUUCAAACAAAACUGGUCAGUGGAAGUAAAGGCCAUCAUGUCGCACAACUAUGUUGUGACGGCUCAGAAGCCAACAGCAGUUAAUCACUGUGUUACUGGCAACUUCACGUCAUCCUCGGACCUGAACCUGAUCAUGGCCAAGAACAACCGACUGGAGGUGUUCAUCGUGUCGCCGGAGGGCCUGCAGCCCGUGAAGGAGAUCGGCAUCUACGGCCUGAUCGCCGUUAUGAAGCUGUUCCGACCCUGCGACGAGGAGAAGGAUCUGCUGUUCAUCGUGACGCAGCACUACAACGCCAUGAUCCUCGAGUGUGUGGGCCGCGGCGAGUCGCUCGAGGUCGUCACCAAGGUGCACGGCAACGUGGCGGACCGCAUCGGCAAGCCGGCUGAGACGGGCAUCAUCGGCAUUAUCGACCCGGAGGCGCGCUGCAUCGCGCUGCGCCUGUACGACGGCAUACUGAAGAUCAUCCCGCUGGAGAAGGAGAGCAGCGAGCUCAAGGCCUACAACAUCCGACUGGAGGAGCUGACGGUGCAGGACAUCGAGUUUCUGUACGGGUGCCCGAACCCGACUGUGAUACUGAUCCACCAGGACGUGCAUGGCCGGCAUGUCAAGACCCACGAGAUCUCGCUCAAGGAGAAGGAGUUCAUCAGGAGCCCGUGGAAGCAGGAGAACGUGGAGCCGGAGGCGGCCAUGAUCGUGCCCAUCCCGGGUCCGCUGUACGGCGCGCUCAUCGUCGGCCAGGAGUCCAUCACGUACCACAACGGCAGCACCUACAUCACCGUGGCGCCGCCCAUCAUCAAGCAAAGCACGAUGACCUGCUACGGCCGCGUGGACCCGACCGGCGGUCGUUACCUGAUGGGCGACAUGGCCGGCCGCCUGUUCAUGGUGCUGCUGGAGCGGGAGGAGCGCGACGGCGCCGAGCGCGACAUCAAGGUGGAGCUGCUCGGCGAGUGCAGCAUCCCCGAGUGCAUCAACUACCUGGACAACGGCGUGGUGUUCGUCGGCUCGCGGCUGGGCGACUCUCAGCUGGUGCAGCUGCGCGUGACGCCCGACGAGAGCAGCUCCUACCUGACCGUGCUCGACGCGCACACCAACCUGGCGCCCAUCCUGGACAUGGUGGUGGUGGACCUGGAGCGCCAGGGCCAGGGCCAGCUGGUCACCUGCUCCGGCGCCUUCAAGGACGGCAGCCUGCGAGUCAUCAGGAACGGCAUCGGCAUCCACGAGCUGGCCAGCAUCGACCUGGCCGGCAUCAAGGCCAUGUGGAGUCUGCGCGUGGGCACUAGCGGCGACGACGACGGCGACGAGCUGUUCGACAACACGCUGGUCAUCGCGUUCGUCGGCGAGACCCGGGUUCUGAGCCUGAUCGGCGAGGAAGUGGAAGAGACCGAGAUCUCGGGGCUGGCUGGCGACCAGCAGACCUUCUUCUGCAGCAACGUGGACCACGGACAGAUACUGCAGGUGACGACCACCUCUGCGCGCCUGCUGAGCGACAAAUCCGGCGCGCUGCGCAGCGAGUGGCGCCCGCCGGGCGGCCGCACCAUCAGCGUGGUGACGGCCAACGCCGGCCAGCUGGCGUGCGCUGUCGGCAGUGAGCUCUUCUACCUGGAGAUCGCCGACGGCGAGGUCGUGCUGAAGAGUACCGCCACGCUGGAGCACGAGGUGGCCUGCAUCGACCUGACGCCGGCCGGUGGCCGGACGCGGGCCCACCUGGUGGCCGUGGCGCUCUGGACCGACAUCUCGGCGCGCACGCUCUCGCUGCCGGAGCUGCGGCCGCUCUCCAAGGAGUGCCUCGGCGGCGAGAUCAUCCCCAGGUCCAUCCUGCUGGCCGAGUUUGAGGGCGUGCCCUACUGCCUGGUCGCCAUGGGGGACGGCUCGCUCUUCUACUUUCACGUGCACCUCGAGACCGGCAUGCUUACGGAAAAGAAAAAGGUGACGCUGGGCACGCAGCCGACUGUGCUGCGGGCGUUCCGACCUCACUCGACCAGCAGCGUGUUUGCCUGCUCCGACCGGCCGGCCGUCAUCUACAGCUCCAACUACAAGCUGGUUUUUUCCAAUGUCAACCUGCGCGAAGUCGGCCACAUGUGCACGCUCAACACGCGCGCCUACCGCAACAGCCUGGCGCUUGCAACGGAGACGACAAUCACUAUCGGCGUAGUGGACGACAUUCAGAAGCUGCACAUCCGCUCUGUGAAGCUGUUCGAGUCCCCGAGGCGGAUCGCCUAUCAGGAGCCGACCGAGACGUUCGGCGUGCUCUCGAUGCGGCUGGACGUGCAGGAGGCCAACGGGCUGGCGGCGCUGCGGCCGUCAGCCUCCACCGGCGCCAAGUCGGUCAGCCAGUCGUCGGCGGCCCAGCUGCACCGGCCCUCGCUGCAGCAGCUGGAGCAGGGACAGGAGGUGGAGGUGCACAGCCUGCUCAUCAUCGACCAGCACACGUUCGAGGUGCAGCACGCGCACUCGUUCGUGCCGUCCGAGUACGCGCUCAGCCUCAUCUCGACCCGGUUCGACAACGACCCGGCCGUCUACUUCGUGGUCGGCACGGCCUAUGUCAACCCCGAGGAGUCGGAGCCCAAGCAGGGUCGCAUCGUAGUGUUCCAGUUCCAUGACCAGAAGCUCACCCAGAUAGCCGAGAAGGAAAUCAAGGGCGCCUGCUACAGCCUGGCUGCCUUCAACGGCAAACUGCUGGCCAGCAUAAACAGCACGGUGCGCCUGUUCGAGUGGACCAUGGAGCACGAGCUGCGGCUGGAGUGCAGCCACUUCAACAACAUCGUUGCUCUCUACCUCAAGACCAAGGGUGACUUCGUGCUGGUCGGCGACCUGAUGCGCUCGAUUACUGCCCUCCAGUACAAGGCCAUGGAGGGCAACUUUGACGAGAUGGCGCGUGACUUCAACGCCAAGUACAUGACGGCGGUGGAGAUUCUGGACGACGACACCUACCUCGGCGCCGAGAACAGUCACAACCUGUUUGUCUGUCAGAAAGACAGUGCGGCCACCACGGACGAGGAGCGCAUGCAGAUGCAGGAGAUGGGCCGCUACCACGUGGGCGACAUGGUCAACGUGUUCCGGCACGGCUCGCUCGUCAUGCAGGGCGUCACCGAGAACAUGGCGCCCACCUCCGGCUGCGUGCUCUUCGGCACUGUGCAGGGCUCGGUCGGUCUGGUGACCCAGCUGGAGCCGGACUUCUACGCCUUCAUCGCGGAGCUGCAGCAGCAGCUGACGCGCGUGAUCAAGCCGGUGGGUAAGAUCGAGCACGCGGCGUGGCGAGCCUACCGCUCGGAGCGCAAGACCGAGCCGUGCGAGGGCUUCAUCGACGGUGACCUCAUCGAGAGCUUCCUCGACCUGAACCGCGACCAGAUGGCCGAAGUCGUCCGGGACCUGAUGAUCACCGACGCCUCGGGCCAGCGGCGGCCGGCCACCGUGGACGACAUUAUCAAGGCGGUGGAGGAGCUGACGAGGAUACACUGAGAGAGCGGCCGCCGCCUCGCGCCCCCUGAGCUGUGACCUUGUUUUUGACGGCGCCGCGCCGCCGCCGCCAGCGCAGACGAAGCCGGCGCCGCCGCGACGGAACUGCGCGUGCCUCCCGGCAGCCGCGGAGCUUGCAAUCUCGCCCACGUGCGCCCCGGCGAUCCGUAAGCGGCCGCGGCGGGAGCUGGGAGCGUUCUGCUGGCCGCUUGUUCCGGACUGUUGGCUGGACUCGCCGUGUACUCGCGCUUGGCUGGGCGGCGGAGUCGGGCGGCUCGGCCGGCGCCGGCUGCCGUGCCCGCCCAGCCGUCAGGGUUUGGAACGGCGAGCGCCGGGCCGGGCGUGUAUUUCGUGUUCACGUGUAAUGAAUAUACGAACCU
Molecule: messenger RNA, 4057 nt
Organism: Pollicipes pollicipes
Lineage: Eukaryota; Metazoa; Arthropoda; Thecostraca; Pollicipedomorpha; Pollicipedidae
Gene: pic
Product: DNA damage-binding protein pic
Exons: 24
Coding region: 258-3680 (1140 amino acids)
Cellular component (GO): nucleus
Molecular function (GO): nucleic acid binding; protein binding
Source: RefSeq, a predicted model, not a curated record